This is a messenger RNA of Cuscuta europaea, 1115 nucleotides long. The record is from the annotation of a GenBank genome assembly. NCBI's taxonomy places the organism in Eukaryota, Viridiplantae, Streptophyta, Magnoliopsida, Solanales, Convolvulaceae.
CCGAGGGUCAUAACAGAGAAACAAGCAAGCGGUGGUGGCAAAUUUACUUAUCACUAAUCAGCGGGAAUGGGACAUGGACGCGGUUGCAGACAUUUUUGGGGCCAGAGACGCGACCAUUAUCCGAGGUAUUCCCUUAAGCAGGGGUCCCAAUAAGGACUCCUUGUGCUGGAGAUGGGAGGAGAGCGGCAUGUUUACGGUGCGGAGCUGCUACCAAAGUUUGGUGGGGGAGGACGGCGGGCAAUCGAGGUUGGAAUGGACUGAUAUGUGGAAGGACAAACUUCCACCUAAAAUUAAAAUGUUUUUUGGCAGGCAAAAUUAGCAGGUCCGAAGAGUGGACUGUGUGGGGCAAUGUGGGCUUUGUGACGCAACAAUGGAGUCUCAGGAACAUAUUUUCAGACGGUGUGCUGUUGCUCGGGAUUUGUGGGCAGAGUUGCGCUGGCAUUGGAGUUCUAGGGCUGAUAGUCCAUUUAUCGAACAGGUAAACGGUGAAUUCCGGUGGAAAAAACAAGAAGAUAUCGAGGUAUUGAUGUGGGGAUGCUGGGCACUUUGGAAUGAACGCAAUUUACGUGUUUGGGAGGGGAAGAUGUAUUCGCUGCAGCAGAUCAUUAGCAGAGCCAGGACCACGGUUGACGGAUGGAAGCAGGUGCAGACAAGAGGUGCUGGGGGCAGAAAUCGGCUUGCAGGUGGGACGAGCAGAACUUUCUGAUGUCGAUGCGGCCACCAGAGUGCUUAAUGGCGGGUGCUUUUAUUGCUGACGCGACCAGAAAGUGGCUGGGGAACUUAACACCUUUGAUGGCAGAGCUGGUUGGCAUUUGUGAGGCUUUGAGCUGGCUAAAAGACUUCGGGGGUUCGUCGGUUGAUGUUGAAUCAGAUUCCAUUAGGGCGAUUUAGGAAAUCUUGUAUGGUUCGAGCUGUUUUGUCGUGGGUUUGUUGAGAGACGACAUUAGCUAUUUGGCUAAUUUUUAUUCGAGCAUUUCUUUCAGUCAUGUUAAGAGGUCAGCGAAUAAGCCUGCUCAUUUUCUAGCUAGGGCGGCUCGUUCAUUACCUGAUUCACAAUUUUGGUUUACUUAUCCUCCUCCUUUCAUUGUAUCCGCUUUAGCGAACGAUUUGAUUAA